CUUGCCCCGCAGUAAGAUGGCGGCGGAGAGGGGCCGGCAGUGAGAGGGGGUCAGUUGGCCGGAGAGGUCCAGAGCCCAGGGGGAGGGAGACAGACAGACAGACGGUCCGGUCAAGGGGAAGGAGCCUGGAGAAAUAGGUAUAGACUCGGAUUAGUGGAGCCGGAUAGCAGAGUAGCGAGCUGCGAUGGCUGAGAAAGGUGCCAGCGGUGACCCCACCAGCUCCAGCGGGACCAGACCUCCCAUCACCGUGGGCAGGGGUCUGCCAGGACGGCGGACUGCAGCCGCUGUCACGCCGGGCCGCCUGCCCUCCAUCCGAUCGCGGGAUCUAACAUUGGGAGGAAUGAAAAAGAAAACAUUCACUCCAAACAUCAUCAGCAGGAAAGUUAAGGAAGAACCAAAGGAGGUAGAUGCUACACAGAGGAAAGAGAACAAAGAACGAGAAAGAGAUCGGCAGAGAGAUGGUCGCGGGCGAGGACGAGGCAGACCUGAGACCAUCCAGUCCCAUUCCAUCUUCGAGCAGGGGCCCGCUGAAAUGAUGAAGAAGAGAGCUGGUUGGGAUUCCUCUGUGGACAUGAAAGAGUUUGGAACGUCCCCAAUUAUUAACAUCAAGAAGGAAAAGCGAGAGUCGGAGGAAGAAACCAAGCAGAUUCUCCGCAUGCUGGACCGGGACGAUUUUAUCGAUGACCCUGGCCUGAAAAACGAUGCCCGCAACAUGCCCGUGCAGCUUCCUCUGGCCCAAUCAGGCUGGCUGUUCAAGGAGGACAAUGAGGUUGAGGAGGUUGAGGAGCUGACUGCCAGGGAGGAGAAGAUGGAGAUGGAUAUCCCCGCUGUGAAAGUGAAGGAUGAGCCCGGCGGUGAAGAUGUGGCGAAGGGCUCUCCGGCAUCGGGGAAGCCCAGCGUGGUGAGGAAGGCUCCGGCUGCUCCAAAGAACGUUUCGGUAGCUGAACUGCUCCAGGAGCUCAGCGUGCGCAAAGACGACGAGCUGCUGUUCCUCCAGCUCCCCGACACGUUGCCGGGCCAGUCCCCCACCUGUGAAGAGAAGCCAACGAAAGCCGAGGUGCUGAACGAGGACGGGCAGACUGUGCUGCUGAAACAGGAGAAGUCUCAGGAACAGAAACAAGCUGAAAAUACCUGCUCGCUGAUGGAUCUAACGGAGGGUCAGAUUGGGAAGCUGCUGAUCAGGAAGUCAGGGCGAGUACAGCUCGUUCUCGGGCAGGUCACCCUGGAUGUUACCAUGGGAACAACCUGUUCAUUUCUCCAGAACUUCCUUUUUACCUUUCCAUCGUGUCUGUUUAGCAGCAUUUUAGUCACUCAGAUUGGCUUUUCGUUAUAAAUGGAAGGAGGAACAGAAUACAGGACUGGCAGAAUCCACAAAGAAUAUUUCCAAAUUGCAGUAUUACAUAAUUGAAAGUUUACAGAUUCUAAUUUUUAGGAAAAUUCUAUUUUUGCUUAAAGGUCUUGAAAUGCUUUUAUUUUAUUUCAAUGCAAUCAAGUCCUAACUCGAUAUACUGGACGCCUUCCACCCUCCAAAGUGGAAUAAGUAAAUUGAAGUACUUAAGGUUGUACAUUCCUACACAAUGCUGUACCUACUCGACUUAGUUAUAACUAUCCAAAGGCUGAACAGGGUUAUUGCCUACAUUGUCAAUGGGAGAAACAACACACUGGAGCCAAUGUAUUAACAUUGUCAAUGAUUAACAUCUUUAGUUGCUCCCCUGCAGAAACAUUCCUGUACCUGGCAGUAUUUCAAUUGCUAUAUAGUCCAAAAUGUUCUUAGCCCAGAGAGAAGAAUUGGGAACAUAACUACUGCAUACUUUCCAUAAUUUGGAUGCAAAUAUUAAACACCACGAGUCGCUGGAAUCCCAGUGUCACAGGUUAUGCAUCAAUCGGCAGAAUACCUGCAAAACACAGUGAACAUCUAACACUUCCUUCCUUCUGAUACAACCUGCACUACUACCCCACAACUGAUUGCCUCAAGUUUGGCUUUUUUUUUUUUUUAAAUGGAGAUGCUAUACCUAGUAUGAAAAAAAAAA
This is a messenger RNA of Amblyraja radiata (thorny skate), 2030 nucleotides long. It is a transcript of the gene polr3d, whose product is annotated as polymerase (RNA) III (DNA directed) polypeptide D. Gene Ontology annotation, molecular function: DNA binding. NCBI's taxonomy places the organism in Eukaryota, Metazoa, Chordata, Chondrichthyes, Rajiformes, Rajidae. The transcript is spliced from 9 exons. The record is from RefSeq and is a predicted model, not a curated record. Gene Ontology annotation, cellular component: RNA polymerase III complex. Gene Ontology annotation, biological process: tRNA transcription by RNA polymerase III. Bases 185 to 1333 code for a protein of 382 amino acids.